AGAUUAACAUAACCUCACAGUUUGUUUAUUGUCAACAUAUUUUAUUUACUUCUACAAGUAUUUAGCGAUUAUUUGAUACGCAUAUCAUGAAGGCAUGUCACAAUCAUGGCAUGUAAUUGUAGGAAUUGUAUAGUACACUGGAGAUAUUGGAUAGGCCCUUUAGCCAUAUUUUUGUAUGCAAUUGCGGUGGUGGUGUUCGUUCCUUUGUUUUUAGUAAAAUCCGUUCAGGACGGAUUUAAUAAACGGGAUCAGGAAAUAUUUAUUGCUGGCAUUUUCGCGUGGGUCGCAGUUCCGAUCUCGCUAUGGGAAAUAAUCCAACAUGUAAUAAACUAUUCCGAACCAGUAUUACAAAAACCUAUCAUUCGAAUACUAUGGAUGGUGCCAAUUUACGCCAUAAAUGCUUGGUUGGUACUGUUGUUUCCCGAACAGUCGAUUUAUAUGGAUAGUGGUCGUGAAUGUUACGAGGCCUUUGUUAUAUACAAUUUUAUGAAGUUCUUAUUGAAUUAUCUGAGCGCAGAGAUGGAUUUAGAGACUAAUUUAGAGUUAAAGCCGCAAGUUAAACAUAUUUUUCCAUUGUGCUUCUUACCAAAUUGGGAAAUGGGGAGGGAGUUCGUCCACAUUUGUAAGCACGGCAUAUUACAGUACACUGUCGUUCGUCCUCUAAGUACCGCAAUUUCAGUUAUUUGUGAGGUGUCUGGGGUGUACGGGGAAGGUGAAUUUGUUGCUAAUCGAGCUUACCCGUACUUACUGGUUGUAAAUAAUUUAUCGCAAUUCGCCGCUAUGUACUGCCUUGUUCUGUUUUAUAAGGCGACAUCCGCCGAACUCAAACCGAUGAAGCCGUUACCUAAAUUUCUAUGCAUCAAAGCGGUUGUGUUUUUUUCAUUUUUCCAAGGUGUUUUAAUCGACGUAUUAGUGUAUUCGGGGAUUAUUUUUAAAAAUGAGAAUACGAGUGAGGAACUUAACGUUUCGAAACGUUUACAGAACUUUUUAAUUUGUAUAGAAAUGUUCAUGGCCGCUGUCGCCCACCAUUACAGCUUCUCGUUUAAGCAAUUUGUAAAUACCGAAUCGCCUCGUAAUUGCUGUCAAGCAUUCUUAGCAAUGUGGGACGUUUCCGACAUUCACCAUGAUAUUCAAGAACACAUCGGGAUCGUUAGUAGUAGUUUGAGCAGAAGAAUUCGUGGCCGCAGCAUGUAUAACUUUGCUCGGGGUACGGAUGAGUAUACGAAUUUGAUGGCCAAGCCAUCUUCGAGUGUGCCCAACGAUUUUGGUCUCUACCAAAACGACGAGGAAGAUUUGCCAAUUAAGUAUGGCUCGGUGUCCGUAGACGUAAACGAGAAAAAUAACACACAUUAGCUUAAAUGUGAAUAGUGUAACUACAAUGAAGUAACUGUGAUAUUUUAAUCCGACGAUGGUAUUGGAUCAAAUUUACUUUCAACACUACUAAUCACAGUCCACUUGUUGUCGAAGAAGCGGAACGUUUUAAUGUUCUUUUAUGUAUCGGUGUAUAUUUAGCUAGUCAAUUAAUUGAGAUGACAGUAACAUAUUUUUAUUAUAUGCUAAAUAAAGUUGUAACUAUUUACCAAAGACACUGAAAUUUACCAUUUAACCAAA
Photinus pyralis (common eastern firefly) is the source of this 1611-nucleotide messenger RNA. Its product is annotated as transmembrane protein 184C. Gene Ontology annotation, molecular function: transporter activity. The record is from RefSeq and is a predicted model, not a curated record. Lineage: Eukaryota; Metazoa; Arthropoda; Insecta; Coleoptera; Lampyridae. The coding region runs from base 106 to 1353 and encodes 415 amino acids. Gene Ontology annotation, biological process: transport. The transcript is spliced from 8 exons.